This is a messenger RNA of Juglans regia (Persian walnut), 3862 nucleotides long. RefSeq names its product triacylglycerol lipase SDP1-like. The record is from RefSeq and is a predicted model, not a curated record. The transcript has 4 exons. Gene Ontology annotation, molecular function: triacylglycerol lipase activity. Lineage: Eukaryota; Viridiplantae; Streptophyta; Magnoliopsida; Fagales; Juglandaceae. The coding region runs from base 945 to 3497 and encodes 850 amino acids. Gene Ontology annotation, biological process: lipid metabolic process.
UCAGUUUCUCUCACGUUCCUCUCUAUUGACUCCUCCUAUAAUUGUAGCCCUUCUGUGUUUCGCUGGGAUUUCAUUUCUGGGUUUUUUGGGUAGGUAUUGUGGGUCCUCUGUUCUGAUUUGGAAACCCAUUAGGCUGUGAAUUGGGGAAUCUGAUCUCUGGAGCUUUUAGGUUCCAACGAUCAUGACAAUUUCGGGGCCUCUGAUAUGGGAUCUAAUUGUCUGUUGAGUUACCGAGGGGUGUGGUUGGGGUCAAAUCGUAUGCUUUGGCAUUUGGUUCCGAAUCAAAUGUGCAGUUAGGCUUCUUUUUGUUGAUUUUGUUGAGUUCUUUUCCGAUUUCUGAUUUGUAUAAAUUUGCAACGUACAACUUUAGUUUUUAUAUUUAUUUUUCAUAAUUCUUGAGUUUGAGGUUGAAAGUGUUUUCUUGUUAAUUUGGUUUUUAGUUCUUGGGAGAUAUCCAAUACGAGUUUGCAGAAUCAAACCGAUUAGCAUUAUUACCUCGCUCAUGUUUCAUUAAUUUUCACUGCCAAACACGGCCUGUACGCUACACAAGCCAGCUCCUUUCCUCUUGCAACCAGACUUUUAUUUAGCCUAAAGAAUAUCAAAAGCCAAAGGGACACCAAGGUACCUGACCGGAGAAGAACCUUCAUCGAAGCUGCGGAUACCAAAAGUUUGAUCCUUAACAGAAUCAUUCACUCCACAACUAAAAAUACCACUCUUGUCUGUGGGUUCGGGGCAAGACCAGACAAACCGAGAGAGGCAUUCCUCAUUCCGCAAUCAAAGAAACAGAGUUAAUCGCUCUUUUUGGCGAGCUCUACUUCAGUCUCUUGCCAGGUGUCCUUCUGCGCAAUUAUUAGAACUACUGUAAUUUGUUUUCUUUACAUUGAGCAGAUUGAGUCGUGACACAACCACUCAUUUAGACACAGACCUGUAAUAUUAACCAAGAAAUGGAUAUUAGUAACGAGGCCACUGUUGAUCCUUUUUCAAUAGGACCUUCAACCAUUGUUGGUCGGACAAUAGCUUUUAGAAUUUUGUUCUGCAAGUCAAUCUCACAUACGAGACAUCAAAUACUUCGCGUGUUGUUGAAUUUUUUCUAUAGAUUCAGGGACUUUGUGGCACCCAUGUUAGCAUGGUUGCAUCCCCGGAACCCGCAAGGGAUAUUGGCAAUGGUGACAAUAAUUGCCUUUUUGCUGAAACGAUACACAAAUGUAAAACAGAGAGCUGAAAUGGCUUAUCGGAGAAAUUUUUGGAGAAAUAUGAUGGGAACUGCAUUGACCUAUGAGGAAUGGGCUCAUGCUGCGAAGAUGCUAGAUAAAGAGACCCCAAGGAUGAAUGAAUCUGACCUAUAUGAUGAAGAAUUGAUGAGGAACAAGCUUCAAGAGCUCCGCCAUCGUCGCCAAGAAGGAUCUCUGAGAGAUAUAAUCUUUUGCAUGCGAGCCGACCUUAUCAGAAAUCUUGGCAAUAUGUGCAACCCCGAGCUUCACAAAGAAAGGCUUCAAGUGCCCAAACUCAUAAAGGAAUACAUCGUUGAGGUCUCAACUCAAUUGAGAAUGGUUUGUGAUUCGGAUUCAGAGGAGCUAUUAUUAGAAGAGAAGCUUGCUUUCAUGCAUGAAACAAGGCAUGCCUUUGGGAGGACAGCUUUACUUUUGAGUGGGGGUGCUUCCCUAGGAGCUUUUCAUGUUGGCGUGGUUAGAACACUGGUUGAGCAUAAGCUUUUGCCCCGGAUAAUUGCUGGCUCUAGUGUAGGAUCCAUUGUGUGCGCUGUGGUUGCCACUAGAUCGUGGCCUGAGCUGCAAAGUUUUUUUGAGGAUUCUCUGCACUCAUUGCAGUUUUUUGAUCAGAUGGGUGGGAUUUUUACUGUAGUGAAGAGGGUCAUGACACAAGGGGUUGUUCAUGAAAUUAGGAAGUUGCAAAUGAUGCUGAGGCAUCUAACAAGUAACCUUACAUUUCAAGAAGCUUAUGACAUGACAGGUCAAAUUCUUGGUAUAACGGUUUGCUCCCCAAGGAAGCAUGAACCGCCUAGAUGCCUUAACUACUUGACUUCACCUCAUGUUGUCAUAUGGAGUGCAGUGACUGCUUCUUGUGCCUUCCCUGGCCUCUUCGAGGCCCAGGAGCUGAUGGCUAAGGAUAGAAGCGGAGAGAUUGUUCCUUAUCAUCCACCAUUCCAUCUGAAUCCUGAGGAGGGCUCUGGCACUCAUGUGCGUCGCUGGAGGGAUGGUAGCCUAGAGAUAGAUUUACCUAUGAUGCAAUUGAAAGAACUGUUCAAUGUGAAUCAUUUUAUUGUCAGUCAGGCAAAUCCUCAUAUAGCACCAUUAUUGAGGAUGAAGGAAUUUGUGAGAGCCUACGGAGGCAACUUUGCUGCCAAGCUUGCCCAUCUCACCGAGAUGGAGGUGAAACACAGAUGCAACCAGGUACUGGAACUUGGUUUCCCUUUAGGUGGACUUGCCAAGCUCUUUGCUCAAGAUUGGGAGGGUGAUGUCACCGUUGUUAUGCCUGCCACUCUUGCUCAGUACUCAAAAAUUUUACAAAACCCAUCAUCCGUGGAGCUUCAAAAGGCAGCAAACCAAGGGAGAAGGUGCACUUGGGAGAAGCUUUCGGCAAUAAAAGCAAACUGUGGGAUUGAGCUCGCUCUUGAUGAGUGUGUUGCAAUUCUCAACCACAUGCGAAGACUCAAAAGGAGUGCUGAGAGAGCUGCUGCUUCUUCUCAUGGCCUAGCUGGCACAGCCAAAUUCAAUGCUUCCAAAAGGAUUCCUUCUUGGAACUGCAUUGCACGGGAGAAUUCCACUGGCUCCCUUGAAGAAGACCUUCUUGCAGAUGUUUCUGCCUCAUUUCUUCAAGGAGUUGGUGGAUCCACAGGCGGGGGACCUUCUAGUAAAAAUUUACGAGCACACCGGAACAUGCAUGAUGGAAGUGAUAGUGAGUCCGACAGUGUCGAUCUAAAUUCUUGGACAAGAUCAGGUGGGCCCUUGAUGAGGACUACUUCAGCUGAAAUGUUUAUUCAUUUUGUCCAAAAUAUGGAUAUUGAUGCUGAACGAAAUAGAGGUUUAAUAGCUAAUCGCAACUCAGCUGCACUUCAAAUAGCAGGCAACAAUCAAUAUUAUCAUAGCUCAAGGGUAACAACACCGGAUAGAAGCCCAAAAAGCGCAGAGUUUGAUCAGAGGGAUCUUUUCAAUAGAGUUUCCAGUAAUAGUUCCAGCUUAACGGUGGCGGAAGGUGAUCUUUUGCAGCCAGAGACGACCCACGACGGCAUUGUGUUUAAUAUUGUUAAGAAAGAAGAUUUAACAGUAUCAACUAGGAGUCAUGAUGCGGAAAGUUACGACAGUGACGUUCCUGAAUGUGUGCAACUUGACUGUCUUGAAAAAGAGAUUGAUGCUAGCUCUGCAUCUGAAUAUGGUGACGAUAAUGUCACUACAACAAACAGUCUUAAUAUUCCAGAAUCUACUUCUAGGGAUCAUUCUGGCAUAGAUGGUGGCAGCAGUCAGCAUGUUGUGGAUAGCUGAUUUUGACAAUAACUUGUGCAGGACCAUGACUUCUAAAAGGGCUAGGCUACAAAUGCGCUUCAUUCCUCCCCAGUCCCCAGUCAUUUGGCAAGGAAGUCUCUUGAUUCUUGAUUCUGCAAACAUCAGGCGAUGAAUGUGUGAUACAACCAGGCAAGUAAACACCAUAGUUGAUACUGUCAUUCUUAUAUAUCAACAAAUGAUGUAGAGCACAUGAUUAUCUACUUCGAAUGGCAGCAACAAACUUCUCUUCGUUUUUAUGUUGUUAUCUUUUAUCCUUCACAAACUGUACAAAAAGCAUAGCUGAGCAAAGAUCAACUGACAAGUUCUUGAUUUCUCUUCUAUAUAUAAUACAUAAUUAGUAUUAA